Molecule: messenger RNA, 2748 nt
Organism: Egretta garzetta (little egret)
Lineage: Eukaryota; Metazoa; Chordata; Aves; Pelecaniformes; Ardeidae
Gene: STX16
Product: syntaxin 16
Exons: 9
Coding region: 70-861 (263 amino acids)
Biological process (GO): intracellular protein transport; vesicle-mediated transport; vesicle fusion
Cellular component (GO): endomembrane system; membrane; SNARE complex
Molecular function (GO): SNARE binding; SNAP receptor activity
Source: RefSeq, a predicted model, not a curated record
CAGAGCCGGCAGCUGCUGGCCGAGCAAGUGAGUAGUUACGGCUCCUCCAGCCCUCUGAGUUCACGUAGCAUGGCUGCUGCGGAGCUGGAUGAGCUUGCUGAUGAUCGUAUGGCACUGGUAUCAGGAAUAAGUUUAGAUCCCGAAGCAGCAAUUGGAGUAACAAAACGCUUACCUCCCAAAUGGGUUGAUGGAGCAGAUGAAAUUCAGUAUGAUAUCGCCAGGGUUAAACAGAAGAUGAAAGAAUUAGCCAGUCUUCAUGAUAAACAUCUAAAUAGACCAACACUGGAUGACAGCAGUGAAGAAGAACGGGCAAUAGAAAUAACAACCCAAGAGAUCACACAGUUAUUUCACAGAUGUCAGAGAGCAGUCCAGGUCUUGCAGAGCAGGUCGCGUAGUUGUACAGAACAAGAAGCACGUGUUCUCAGGAAUGUAGUGUCUUCCUUAGCACAGUCCCUUCAGGACCUAUCCACCAACUUUAGGCAUGCACAGUCUGACUAUCUCAAACGCAUGAAGAAUAGAGAAGAAAGAUCCAAACACUUCUUCGACACCUCAGUCCCACUGAUGGAUGAUGGGGAGGAUGAUACACUUUAUGACAGAGAAAUCCGUCAGAUUGUACAGUCAAUCUCCGAUCUCAAUGAAAUAUUUAGGGACCUGGGAGCAAUGAUAGUAGAACAGGGAACAGUUCUAGAUAGAAUUGACUAUAAUGUUGAACAGUCAUGUAUGAAAACUGAAGAGGGUCUAAAACAACUACAUAAGGCAGAGCAAUAUCAAAAGAAGAAUCGGAAGAUGCUUGUUAUUUUAAUUUUGUUUGUUAUAGUAAUUGUCCUUAUUGUUGUUCUUAUUGGUGUAAAGUCACACUAGGUUUCCCUUCAUUUUCUCAUUUUUGAAGUUUAUGUGAACUUUCUUCCCCAAUGUGAAUGGAUGGACCUGCACUCCAGAAAGCUGCCUUUGAAUGUGUAAGCCCUUGUGGUGCAAAGUCUGUGCAAUGUUUCUGUAGAAUUCUUCAAAGUACAAGUUUGGUGAUCUGUGAGGUGUUUGUAAGGGUUAUAUGGAAAAUGUCAGCAAAUUUGAUGCUCCCAUACAAAUAAUUCGGUGCUCUAUGUAGAGGUAUUUGGAAACAUAGUGCUUAAAAAAUAAUCACAAAAUUGAAGUUUACCAGUGAGUACAGUAAUUAGUGCGUUACUGUGAACAAAACCAUGUUGUCUUCUGUAUUCGUAUGUAACAAUUGUUACAGGCUUCAAAUUUAAACCAUGCUACUGAGUCAUGGGACUAGAUGACAAAAAUUGAUCGAGAUGUAAAAUACGUUGAGGCACAAAAAUGUUUGCUUUCAUCUCCUUUUCUUCCAGACUCAAAAACUCCAAAGAACUGGAUAGACAGCUAAAAAAGAAAGCUUUUAGCAACCAAAACAUAAUCCAACCCCUGUGAUCUUAAUUUAGAUACUGCACCAUUACUAAGAAUCAGAGUAGUACUUCAUCUUGUAAAUAACAAGAUUUAAUCACUGGCAUAAUUUAACACAUUUAGUUAAUUAAAAAAAUUUCUGAGCUUGAGUAAUCAUGGGCAUGUUUUUCCUCACCGGAAUGAUCGUAUAUAUUUUUUCCAUGUACAGUUUUUUAAAUUUAAAGUAUAGACGUUACGUUAAAGCAGUGGUGAAGUUAAACCUAAAAAAUAGAGAUUCUCCUUUUGGCUUCCUACUCCAUCUGACCUGCUGUAGUGGGUCUCAGAUGUUUCAAACUUCAGUUGCUGUAUAAACUGUUCACUUCACAGUGCAUCUCUCCAUAUGUGUUAUGUUUUUUGUGUAAGAAGUGACUUCACUACAGUAUAUAUUACAUCCAUUUUCCCUGACAGAAGAGUAUUUCUUUCAAAUGCCUGCCUGGAAGAAGACGUGUUUAUGGUCCUUUACUGACACGAGAGAUGUCAUGCAAGUGACAUGUUACUAGGCCUUCAGUAGAGAAUUUGGGGGGGGGUUUCACUAUUUUUCUCAGUGGAAAACUUUGCUGUAGGCCAUAAGAUAAAUGAGGGAAACAUUUAAGUGAUAGAAUACUCAUGAUUUAAUUCAGGCCUGAAGUGGUGUGCAAUUGGAGAGGCCUUGCCUUAACAUUUUUAAUAUGGCUUUUCUGUAUGGAUUUUUUUCUCCAAAGGGACUGUAACUUAUUUCCUUCAUUUUCUGAUUGAUACAGUGCUCCCCACAAACUUGCAGAGAUGCUCUGCUCAAAGCCCCUGAAGUGCAGUUUCGUAACACUAUGAUAUUAAUGUUGCGUAUGUUGCCUGCCCUGCGUUUUUCUUUCCUGUGUACUAAGGGGGACAUAAGAGGUGGCUUUAAACUGACUUGGUGCCGGAACCAACCUGAAAGCAAAGACUUGCAAGGAUGUGAAAGCCUUGGCUUUUUGUUUGGCUUAUUGUGAAAAGCUUUGUACCACUCAUUACCUCUAGACAAAGGGGAUGUUGAACUUCCAAAAAUGCCCGUUCAAACCCUUGAUUAAAUUCAUAAAGUAACUUGGUAAAAGAAAGACUGAUGCUUGUCGUUGGGUGUGCAGCUCCCCUGUUCUGGUAAUAGAUCUUUUCAAUGAUCGUGAGUAAAACUACUGUCUCCCUAGUGUGCUGUCUACAUCGGUUGGUGUGAAGCAGCAUAUUGCUAUAAUUUAAUAUACUGUAUUUGCAACCUUCUCUCUAACAUGAGAUCGUGUUAUUUAUUUCUGUCUUGACUGGUGCUUUUGACAUUUUAUCAUGGCUAAUGAAUUCAAAGAAGUA